Betta splendens (Siamese fighting fish) is the source of this 7823-nucleotide messenger RNA. RefSeq names its product zinc finger homeobox 2 (gene zfhx2). Gene Ontology annotation, biological process: brain development; regulation of transcription by RNA polymerase II; regulation of neuron differentiation. The record is from RefSeq and is a predicted model, not a curated record. NCBI's taxonomy places the organism in Eukaryota, Metazoa, Chordata, Actinopteri, Anabantiformes, Osphronemidae. The transcript has 5 exons. The coding region runs from base 413 to 5224 and encodes 1603 amino acids. Gene Ontology annotation, cellular component: nucleus. Gene Ontology annotation, molecular function: DNA-binding transcription factor activity, RNA polymerase II-specific; RNA polymerase II cis-regulatory region sequence-specific DNA binding.
GCUUCAUACUAAUCCGAUCCCGUGUAGAAAUCCAACAUUAAAUCCCAAACUUUUUCUGCCUCUCGUCUCCGUUUCGCCUGCUCUCCCUACACCACCCCCAUCGUCGAGCCGUCCGCGGCGCACGUACUGCGCUUCAACUAGCUUUUUAGCCUUUAAUUCUUUCGCCAAUUACGGCUCGGAGCGCUUAAAAUGAUAGUUUAAAUGACCAUGUGUUGCACCGUAAGUGUUUAAGGUAUGGAUCGGAGCGCUAGGACGCGUCGAAAGCUGGUCUGCUGGGCGGCGAGGAGGAGGGGGUGCGAGUGUUUUCUAACACAUCUGUAAACGGAGCCACGUUCAUUAAUUAAAUGGCUUUAGUCCGGCUAGGCCUCAAUUUGCGCUGUUGAGCAGCAGGCGGCGGGUGGUGCAACACUACAUGCCCGAUUGGCAGCCCGCAAUCAGCAGGGAGGAGUCUGGAGAGAAGGUGAGCAGUGAAAGCAAUGGGGUGGCAGAUUGGCUGUGCCCUCUGUGCCAACAAGGGCAAACAGACAGGACCUUGCUGUCUUUACAUCUUACUGAGCAACACAGUGUACUUCCGUCUUGUGUGGAGCGACUGCUGGACAUUGCUGUUCUAAAACAGGGUGCCAAUAGAGGAGAAGAGGACAAAGGUGCACAAAAGUUGUCAGAUGCUGAGUCUCCACAGCCUGAGCACACUGAAGACAUCAUGUCGUAUCCAUGUCAGUCUAGUGAGACUUCAGACUCGACCCAGCCCCUUCUAAACAAAGAAAUGGAGGAAGAGAGAAUAAAUGAAGAGGGAGGUGAGGUAGAGUCAGAGGAGGCAGAAAAGCAGCUCACGGAAACCAAACGGCAAAAUGCAACUGAAAACACAGAAGUCCCAGACACCAGUGAAGUGGGUAACAAUGGUUUACCAGCUGAAAAUAACACGCAGUCAUUCAAAUGCAAUGCCUGCCUGGAAAGUUUUCCCAGCAGAACUGCCUUGAGUGUUCAUUACAACUCGGCAUCUCACAUUCAGAGAAUGACAACAGGCUCUGCAAAACAACCUGCGGUAAGUGAUGCACAGCCUCCUUCAGUGCCCGUGCUGUCUCGGCCAUACAUAACAAACAAACCCUACCAGUGUGCUACAUGUAGAGUCUCUUACAAUCAUGCCACCACCCUGGAGAGCCAUAUGAAGUCUGUUUUGCAUCAGACCCGGAGCAGAAACAGUGCAGUGGCUACCCCUAGCCUAGGAGCCGGCACAAGCAGCACUCCAAACACUGUCGUAAGCACAUCUGGGAGCGGAACCGCUCAGUUAGUGAACACCUCUAACUGCCCUGCUGCAGCGACUGCGAUGGUGAAUGCCACAAAAGAUGGAGAGCUGAUUCAAACUUCACAAGUGGCUCCUUCCCUCCUCACCUCUCCUGUGGCCUCAGCUCAAGCCGUCUCAGCCUUCCUUACUCUCCUCACAUCGAGUCCCAACACUCUCUCGCACCCCCUCAUCCCCUCCCUCUUUGCGACUGGUGCUGCUACAGGUGCCGCUACACCUCAGCUCGUGCCUCAGCCUCCAAUGGUCAUGCCCUUGAUCCUGAACGGGCUCCAAGCCCAAACCCAGCAGCAAGAGAACCAGCAAGGCCAGCUUCUCACCCAGUGUGUGCCAUUAGUAGGCCUCACCACACCCCAGCAAGCCGUCCUAUCCCAAAGACUUAACAGCUUACAAAACCAGUGGCCCUCUGCAGGAGUUCCAACAAACAUGCAGCCCUCCCCAGAAGAGCAAAAACAGACUAUAAAGUGUGAGAAAGAACAGGAGAAACAAGACCAUGAGGAAUCAUUUAAAAAGAAGGCCUUGGCUCAGAUUGAGGAUGGGGAUAAAACAGACAAACUACAGGAAGAGGACAGUAAAGAAUUUUCACCACGUCCCAAUAUAGAAAGCAAGAUGAAGGUUGAGAUUAAUGAAGACAAUGGGAAGGCACACAGAGAUAGCACAACAGAUGGAGAUGCUGCGACUGAUCAGUUGGACCUGGAAGGUGAUAAAGAAGCUAGACUGAAUCUCUCUCCAGUGGGCACAGAGAAGAGCCUCCGCAAUAAUGUCUCGCCUUCUGCAUCCGUGCCCAGCAACUCAAGCCUCAGUCCUUUGAAUUUAAACCUUACGCUCAGCCCUGAUUCCACUCCUCAGAAAUCGGGCACUAGCCCUUGUGGUUGUCCUGGCACCCCAAAAUCCAGCUCGAAUACACAUGCCUUAACUUCCAACCAAACACAGUCCCAUUGUAGCACAGUGGGCUCUAUUUAUCCAGACCUUCCAGUGCUGUCAGAGUUCCAGUCAGAGGUUCUCUGGGCAUUCUUUGAGUCACGUAGUGAGGCUGAUGUUGCAAGCCCUCCCCAUGAGGAUUGUGAGGCACUGGGUAGAGAGGUAGGGCUCUCUGAGGAAGAGGUACGACAAUGGUUAAGCCAGGCCCGACACGCCAAGCAGAGGCCGAGAGUAACAGAGUUAGAACAUCGCCAAGGCUUGUCUGGCUUUACAAGCCAUGGCCAAAGCUCUGACUAUGAUGACGAGGAAAGCUCACUGAUCAUAGCAGAAGGUGAAGAUGACACUGAAGCUACGAGGAGUCAGGCAAUAGAUUUGUCUAAUACAAGAGGGAAACGCAGACAGAGAGACUUUGGGAGAGAGGUUCAGGGGGACACUUGUCUAACAUCUGACUCAGAAAAUGAGGUUUACACUUCAGUCAUUAUGACUGAUGAGGAAAGUCAGAAUGAGUCCUUGAGGGAUGGUCCUGGAAGCCCUGCUAAAAGUGAACCACAGCGAGAGGCCCAUAGUGAAAAGGGUUCUGUGGGAGGAAAGGUCCUGCGCUCCACUACUGUGUUUCUCUCAGAUGCAGAGGAUGAGUAUGAAGAUGAGGAUAGUGGAGGGGGUCAGAGGGCGAAACGGAAAAAAAGAGAGGGUGAGUUUGAGCGUGAUGAGCUGAAGGAGAGACAGGAUUCAGAUGUGGAUCUAGAGUUGGAGGCCCAAGGGGAUCCUCCAAGCUCCCAGUCUUUAUCCAUGGACCAUCCUGAAAUCCCAACCAGCACUCUGCAUCCUCUUCCCUUAUCCAUAACUCCCUUUUCUGCUCGGUUCUUUAGUCCCUAUGUCCUUUCUGUUAGUCCUUCAGGGGUUGGAGACGGGAACAAAGUACCUGUCUUUCCUCACCCAAUAACCACCACCACUUUCUCCAGUUCUCUACUCUCACAGUGUCACUCCUCACGCAACCAGACAUCUCACUACCUGUCUAAUGGUGGUGGUGACUGUGAGUCUGCUCUUGACCUCAGCAUGGGAAAGAACAAUUCAAAAUGUGCAUCCACCUCAUCUCUUUCUGAUAAAAUAGCAGCACAAAAGGGCCAGUUGCUGGACGGGCUGGGCCUGAGGCCCACAUCCAAAGGUCUGGUGGUCGUUCAAGUUAAGUCUGAACCGGUUUCUGCCAUGCCCUCCAACAGCAACACAAGCCUGGUUAACUGUAAUAACAUGGCGAAGUCUAGCAUGUACAUGAGAGCAGCAGAGAAAAUGAAUGCUAAGUUAUCAGAAAGGGAACAUGGGCAAGAAAGAGAAAAGGAGCAAGAACAACAGCAGAGGAAGUCGAAAGGAAAAAGGUAUCGAGAUAUGCGACGCUCAAGAACCAUAAUACAAGCUGAACAACUCGACAUUCUGUAUGGCUGCUAUUUCAAAGAUCCAAAUCCUGGGAAACAUGAGUUCGAACAGAUUUCUGAGUGGGUUCAUCUUCCAAAGAAGGUUGUUCAGAUUUGGUUCCAGAACAUGAGGGCCAGGGAACGAAAGGGUGAGGUCAGGUUCAUCAGCGACGGCACCUUGGCAGCAGUUGGCAAACCUUUGAUCAAAUUUACCUGGCCACUUUCCAAACCUAUUUUCUCUAACAAACCUGCUCCAAACAAUACUGGGUGCAUUACAGCAAGUCCAAUUGUUCGCACACUUGUGAAGACAGAAAGGGAGUCUGUAAAGGAGCUGGGGAAGCCAAGCCUGGUGAAAAAAAUAAUCCCAGUUCCCAUCAAGCCCAAGGAGGUGGUUUCCUCUACUCUAGUCUCUCCUGUGAGCAGCAGUGCCUCUGCAGUGCCAAAGACAAAACUCGAAACCACCAGCAAUAUCACUAUGGUCAAAGUCACACCAAAAGUCAGUGGACCUGUCCUUUUAGCGCCACCAAAAGAUCUCGUCCCUAUUGCCCCGAGGCCAGCUCAUAAACGGAAACUAGAGGAUGAGAGUGAAGACGAAAGGACUGAUGAGGAGAGAGACAAUGAAAAUGAGAUGGGUCCUGGACCAGGGGCCACUAAUCGCAUGGUGCCCAAGUUACCCACAACUCCAAUAAACAACAGGCCUACUGCCGUAGGCGUGGUACCACAGAAACAGAACGGGCUCAACUACUGGACUCCCAAAGGCCCCAUUAAGAUCAACACUCUGUCGAGAGAGCAGCUGGCUCUUCCAACACACACGCCUCCACGUACCAUCCACCCCCCUCCAACCCCUAGCAUCGCACCGGUCAGUCCGAAUACACCCAGUGCUGCCAAAGUGGCCAGUCCCACCACACCAGUCUCAACCAAGGCGAUUCCAAACGAAAGCAGCUUUUUGCCCCACUCGUCCAGCCGUAGGCCACGCACACACUUGUCCUGCCUACAGCUGUCUAUCCUGCAGUCGUGUUAUGAGACCUGUGCCCACCCUAAUGCUAUGGAGUGUGAGGCGAUUGGCACUGAGCUCAAUCUACCACUAAAGGUGGUGCAGAUUUGGUUCCAAAAUACCAGAGCCAAGGAAAAGCGCUGGAGGCUGCAGCAAGAAAAAAUGUCUCCCCUCUCAGGUGGGAAGGUGGACAUGAGCUCGGCGAGCUACCUGCAGUACAGCGCUUUUAAAGCCAAUCGUCCUAUUCUGCCCAAACCCGUUCAGCUGUCAGUUACUGAAUCUCCAGCUUCCACGGUGGCUGGCCAGCCUGUGGCAAAGGAGACCCUGACGGGCCGCUGCGAUGCCUGCAAUGUCUCCUUUGAGUCCCGAGCCGCAGCGAGGGCCCACGUCUUCUCCCCACAUCAUCUGGCAACUCUGAGAACCACUAAUUUUGGCCAGCCCACAACACUAGUCAACAAAAAUGGCACCAGUAAUGACGGACCUGGUGGCACAAUGUCAGCCUCGCAGGUCUCUCACACUGCUCUGGGAAACUCUUCCAGUGUUGGUUCUGGAGCGGAGAGGGUUAUCGAGUCGUCUCCACCAACGACUACCAGCAACAGUUAAACUCCAGAUCAGGAUUGGUCUAAAAACUGACUAUUCUUGGGCCCGUUUGGGAUCCUCUGAUUUUAACAAACAAAUUUGAGCACUAAUCCUCAAAAACUAAUAUUAGGUUCUGAAGUUGGCUGCCCACCCUGCCCUGCACCCACUACCCCUUUGCCCAGCCUUCACUGACUCAAACCAUUCACUUCGGAUCCAAUACACAAAAGCCUAGCUUCCAAGCUGCUUCUCACUCAGUGGCUGUCUGAUAAGUGAUGAACACAUCCCAGGCCUCCCUCCAUUCUCACACACUUUUUCCAUGUUUCUGGUUGUAAGCCUGUGGUUACGUAACACUUAACUUCAACUUCAAUGACCUUCCUAUAAUUUGUAAAGACGCUUGCCGUGCUUGAACUGUUUUCCCCUAAAGACUGAUGCAAAUGUUUUUCUCUUUGGAAGUGGCCAUUUGACGCUGAUGCCAAGGCAAAGCAAGACUUUUUGGGAUAUUAACAUGAAAUACUCACAUUAAUAAGUCCCUGUUUGCUCCUGUGGAAAUGUUUUUUUACGCUUCCUUUUACUUCUACUGCAAUGAAUUGUUGGCUACACCAUGUCUGGACUGAACCAUUGGGAGAAUAACUGAUGUUGACUGUCACUGUUUAAUUUGCUACAAGAGUGUGAUCCGAUGAGUCUUGUCUACUCAUUUGGACAAUAACUAGAGGUACUUUAGAGAGAACAGGGCUGUCUAGUUUCCCCAUUUACAUGCUCAUAGUUUUCCUGACAAUCCAAAUAAACAGGGCAAAAAGAGGCUGAGGAACAUAGAAUCCUGGCGUUAUCGCACUUUGAUACAUUUUUAGAUUGUUUGAAAAGUUUUUAACGCAUUCUAAUGCAAGUGUCUUUUUAUGGAAAGAUACAUUAAUGCAUGGUGGAUGCCUUAAUAUAAGUCAUGUAAUUCUUUUUCAGCUACUCUUACUAAAUAUGUUUUAGAUAUAAAAGUAAUAUUGUGCUAGAUCUGGAAAAAGAGCUCUUUUCCAAAAUGUUUUUAUCCAUUUUUUUGGGAGGGAAACACCAAAUGUCACCUUCUCUAUCUACAACAUAGACAAUCUUGACUUUAUAGUUAACAGCAUUCUGUUGGCCAAGGUCUAUAAUAACAGCCUUUUUUUCCCCCAGACAGCAGAAUUUUUUUAGACCUUCUGUCCUAAUGUGUAUAUCUCAUUUGUGGACAUACAGCUCUUGAAAUCACUAGGACGAUAUUUAUAAUGGCCUUGAACAAAAAUGCCCCACCAACACCAGAAGCAUUAAGCCAAGCCCUGUAAUAGUUUGUAACUUUUAAUAUUAAAAGUCUGAGGUAAUAGAAAUUUGGUGCAGAGGUUCAGACCAAUGUUUUCCAUGUUUUUUAUGGUUUUGUUUGCCACUAAGAGUAUUUAAAAAAUAAAAAUAUAAUUUCAUUUUGAUUCUUAUAAACAUUAAAAUAGAAACAAUUAUAAACUGUAUAACAAAUUUCUGUAUAGGUCAAAGCCAAACCUGUGCAAAUAUUGAAAGACAGGGCUUGAGAGAGUGUUUCCAGGAUACUUUUGUCCCCUUUUGUUAAUUCUUUUUCAGUUACUAAUUCUAAUAACCUACAUGCUGUGCAAUGAUAUUUAAUAUCUGGAAACCAUUACAAGGGAUAAAGUUGGGUAUUACUAGUAUCCUUAAGGAAAGGAAGGAUACUUAAAAUCUAGAAAGCAAAUUGGGGAAAAAUUAGACGUUGAGUGAGAGGUAAUGAGAUGGUGCUGCAUUGAAGGACGUAUAACAUACUAAAGGUGUUCUCCUUCAAUUUAAUUUGUACAUUAAUGUUACUAUUGAUAGUUUUAACAAAAAAUGCAAAACUAAAACAUGAGCUUUUGUAAAGAAAUAUAUAAAAAAUAACUGAUAUUCCAAAGUAAUCCUCCCUUUGCUUUCUGUCAUUCAAAAACCAAAAAGCAAUCUUGAGGUUGACAGAUGGCAAGAGAGGUGUUCAUAAAUGCAAACUGUAAAGGACAUCCCAUGACUUGACACUUGGCACUAGUCCACAAUUUCAUUUGCACAAGCUACAGAUAUUUCAAGCAAACAUAGCCAUUAACAUAAGUCACACAUUGUGGGUUUUGAAACACAAAGGGGUAACCAUGUGCUUUCAUGAGUAAUAAUUUCUAUACCUGUUGGAAACUGUAUCUUGUGUGAAGCAAGGACUGGAGCGCUUGAACCUCAUGACUGGGAUCACUCGCACACACACAAAAACACGGUGUUGCACUGUCCAAACUAGAUAGGUUUUUAUGGAGAUCUGCUUUUUAUUCUCUUUUUUUCAUUGUCACUUUGAUUAUCACUAUUGUUAUAACUGUACUACUACUUAUACGAUUUAUCAUUACUACUAUUCAUCACUGUUUUUGAUUAUUAUUGAUCCAUAAUGGUUUUAAAUGCCAGCUCUCAGCUCAGAGGAGAAUGGUAUUUCUUUGAAUAUUGAACAAUAAUAGUGGCAGUGUUGUUAUGAAUUGUUAGAGUUUUGAUUAAGCUUAUUUUUUUCCUCCUCACUUGUACCUGCCUUUUUGUGUUUGGUCUCCAUUAUGCUUUCUUUGAUAUACAGAAAUAGAAAUAAAUUCAGUUGAACAACAAUGCA